Molecule: messenger RNA, 2172 nt
Organism: Lactuca virosa
Lineage: Eukaryota; Viridiplantae; Streptophyta; Magnoliopsida; Asterales; Asteraceae
Source: the annotation of a GenBank genome assembly
AUCAGAACUUCAUUCGACCAAGCAAAAUAGAGCACAAGAACACACACCGAUUUUGCCGCCAAAAUCCGAAUAUGCUCUGUGUACCUCUCCGUUCUAUCUCUCCUCACCCGAAAAUCCCACUUAGAUCGCAAGCCAAACUGUUAAGAUUCUUGCCAACAACCCGUUUUGUUCAUUUUCAUCAUCGUCGUAAAGAUUUGAACAAAAUUAAUCACAGGAGUAAUGGAUAUAGUCAUCGUCCUUGUCCUUGUUCGAAUUCUGAUACGGGGGUUUUCAGUUCGAGCGAAGAAGAGUUCGAUAUGGAAUUGGGACGCCUGUUGAGGCUGUUGCCGGAGGAGAUGCGGCGGAGAGUUAACGAACAUCAAGAACUUCACCAAUUGAUCGAGGUCGUUAUGGAUUUGGGUCGGAAACCCCUGGCUCGAUUUCCUUCUGGGGAUUUUGUCUUAUCAGAACAUUUGAUCACAGUGGAUGAUCUCGAACACGCUACUUCAUUGGUAGGCGAUUUCGCCAUUGAUAAUCGAGCUGGCAUUAGCAGAACAUUGCACCGAAUUAGUGCCAUUAGAAACCGCAAAGGUGCAAUUAUCGGGCUAACCUGUCGUGUUGGUCGAGCUAUAUCAGGAAGUGCCAAAUUACUUCAAGAUCUAGUUAAAGAUGGAGCUUCUUUACUCCUUAUCGGACCUCCAGGAGUUGGAAAAACUACAAUUAUCAGGGAUGUCGCUCGAAUGCUUGCAAAUGAAUACAAAAAACGCGUCAUGAUUGUCGACACCUCAAAUGAAAUCGGUGGAGAUGGUGAUAUACCUCAUGCAGGUAUAGGUAAUGCUCGAAGGAUGCAAGUUCCUGAUUCUGAUAUGCAACAUAAGGUGUUAAUCGAAGCAGUUGAAAAUCACAUGCCUCAAGUGAUUGUAAUCGAUGAAAUUGGGACAAAACUUGAAGCAGCAGCUGCAAGUACUAUUGCACAACGUGGGAUUCAGUUAGUUGCAACUGCUCAUGGAAUUACAAUAGAGAAUUUAGUCAUGAAUCCUUCUUUAGAAAUGCUUGUUGGAGGAAUUCAGAGCGUGACUCUUGGAGAUGAUGAAGCAAAUCGAAGAGGUGUUCAGAAAUCAGUUUUGGAAAGAAAAGGUCCUUCUACUUUUGAUUGUGCUGUUGAGAUCAUUUCUAGGGUUGAAUUGAGAGUUCAUACUAGUCUUGAAGCUACAGUCGAUGCUAUUCUCUCUGGUCGUUCCCCAAAAUAUCAAAUUUGCAAGUUAAACGACGGAGUUUUGGAUGCUACUUUACAAAGUGAUCAAAUUGUUCCCGAUUCAUUUGUCAAGAAGAGUGUCGCUACAAUUGAAAUGACAAAUGACCAUCUUACCCCUGACAAACACAUAUCCAAAGAGUCUCAAAGCGAAAAAGACAAGUCUUAUGAUACACAUAAACCACCCUUGUGUUUAUUUCUGUAUGGGGUUUCAGAAACAAGUGUGAUGCAAGUUUUUAAACACUUAAAGAUGGAAUCUGCUGUGGAUUUUACUGAAAAUAUUAGUGAAGCUGAUGCAAUAAUUGCAUUACUUUCAAAAAUCAAGAAAAAUUCUCGGAUUCAAGCUGCUGCUCACUCUAGUGACGUACCUAUUUAUGUCACCAAAACAAGUGCAUUGAUGCAGUUAACGAAGGCUAUAGAAGCAUUAGUGAGUGAUUAUGAUAAUGAAUUUGAAGAUAUUGAAGAUGAGUCUCCGAUUAAUGAAUCAGAGAAGACUGAUGCUUUGGAGGAGGCAAGGAUUGCAAUUGAACAAGUUGUAAUCCCGAAAGGGGAAUCUGUGGAAUUACUUCCUAGAUCAUCUAAUAUAAUGUUACUUCAAAAAGAUCUUAUUCGUAAAUACAAACUACAAUCACAACAAAUUGGCUCUGAGACAACAACAGAUGUAAGAAUUCGUAUCUUACCUUUUCAAGCUAAAAAACAAGAUACAAAUCCUGAAAGGACUGAUGAUGAUGAUGAUGAUGAAAUCAGUGAGUUUGACUUGUCAAACACAAAUGGCUCCCCCUACCCAGUGGACAGAUUGCCACUCUUGCCUGAUUAGAUAAUACGUUAUGUAAUUAUUUUCAUUAUUCUUUUUUUUUUUGAUAAAUACCACUUACUGUUGACUUUUAUAGUAAAUAUAUUUUGUGGGAAAAAUUAAUAAAGAAUUGGUAAAAGAUAAGGGC